AUGGCUGCAUGGAAGAUGCAGAUCGCAGCUGCUGUGCUGGUUCUGGCAAUGAUGGUGCUGGUCUCCAAGGCCAUGGCACAGAACAACGGCUGCUCGAGCGUGAUGAUGACCCUCUCCCCAUGCCUCGACUUCAUCGGGAGCAAAUCGCCGGAACCUGGGUUCUCCUGCUGCACCACGCUUGCCGGCGUCGUCCAGACCGACCCCCGCUGCCUCUGCAUGGUCCUUGACGGCACCGCCACAUCCUUCGGCAUCGCAAUCAACCAUACUAGGGCCCUCGAGCUCCCUGGCAACUGCAAGGUACAAGCACCACCGACUAGCCAGUGCACAGGAAGCACAGGUUCAAACGCAACAUCAAGCUCCAGAAACUCAAGGAAUGCAGCGAGUUUAAUGGCCACUGUGCUUAUCCCCGCCUGUGCACUAAUCUAUGUCUUCUAA
This is a messenger RNA of Brachypodium distachyon (stiff brome), 435 nucleotides long. RefSeq names its product non-specific lipid-transfer protein-like protein At2g13820. Bases 1 to 435 code for a protein of 144 amino acids. The record is from RefSeq and is a predicted model, not a curated record. The transcript is spliced from 2 exons. NCBI's taxonomy places the organism in Eukaryota, Viridiplantae, Streptophyta, Magnoliopsida, Poales, Poaceae.